Messenger RNA from Falco peregrinus (peregrine falcon), 2207 nucleotides. RefSeq lists its product as uncharacterized. The record is from RefSeq and is a predicted model, not a curated record. Lineage: Eukaryota; Metazoa; Chordata; Aves; Falconiformes; Falconidae. The coding region runs from base 84 to 698 and encodes 204 amino acids. The transcript is spliced from 5 exons.
CUGCGUGCGCGGUCCCGCCCGCCCGGUCCCGCCCGGCCCGGCCCCGCGUGCAGCGGGCAGGGGCUGCCGGUGGCGGAGCGGGGAUGGCGCACCCCAGCGAGGCCUCGGCGCACACGGCGGCCGCGGCCAUGGACAGCAACGUCCUGGCCAUCGUCAUCGCCGCGACCGUGUCCACCUCCGUCUUCAUCGUGGCCAUCCUCAUCCUGCUGCUGCUCCUGUACCACCGGGACCCCAUGUGCUGCCAGUUCCUCUGCUCCUGCCGCUUCUUCCGGACUCCCAGCCAGUAUGACUGUCCCCCGCCCUACUUCAGCAGCAGCCAGCGGCUGGUGGGUCCCCAGUGUGGAACGUCACGGCUGGAGAGUGCUGCUGAGAACCCUGGCGUGCAGGGAGACGAGCUGUUCUGUGUCGGACCCCCCAGCAGUUACCAGCUGCCUUCCUGGGAGCAGCCUCGUUUGCCAAGCUACGAGAGCGUGCGGAAGAAAGAUCGCCAGCGGGAAAUCCAUCAGAUGAUUGCCGAGAGGUUUGGGCUGUGGGCAGAGCCUUCCCAGGAGAUGCCGCCUCCCUAUGAGCAUGCUUUGAGGCACCCUCCAGCUUUCUCAGGAACAGUAAUGAGCUCCGAGACCCUGGACAGACGUGGCGUGUCAGACCCAUUCCAGGCCCCUCUCAGCUACCAAACUCAGCGAAACACAGCCGUGUGAGGCCUCGGCCUCAGCACACUGCUUCCACCCAUGGUGUCAGUGACAGAAGUGCCUGUGGCAUCAUUCUGGUCUGCAGGGAACGGCCAAACGUCAGACCUUCACCCAGAUUCACACUCGGCCAAGACACAGGCAAGUCAGACCCCAGGCAGCAGUACCGUCCCUCCUGCAGCACAAGGACAAGCAUGGAGCCAACGCCAGCUCUCCAGCUCCAAGCGGAGCAACCAGGGGUGCCUGUUUGCUCUUCUCUGGCAAACGUGCUGUGACCAAAGGAGACAGACCAGCUGCUUGCUUUGACACAGGGGACAAAGCCAAGGUGAAGGUCUGCUCAGCCAGAGCUCCUCCAGGCAGCUGGCAUAUCUACCUCCGUGAGGCAAGCGCUGCCAGCCGUGCCAAGGGUCAGACCUCAGUGGUCACGUCGUGCUAUUCCACUUCUUUCUUAGGUUAUAAAAUGUUUUACUUUAUCAGUGUGUUGGUUGCCAGGUGGGACUCCUCACCUGAGAGGCAGAACCAAUCUGAUCAGAGCAUUGCUGUGUGCUCCUGUGUGGUCCUCUGUGAUGGAGAGCAAUUUUGUGUGGACUUCAGCUCAAGACUGAGAGGCUCCAGGGGCUGUGUCACCUGCUGUAUGCAAACACUGACCACCAAGAUGAACUGUGUGACUGGAUAUGCAAGCUGGGAAAGGACAGAAGUGUGGACAAUAUAGCUGGUGGUCUCCACGACAAACAUAAAACAAAGGUGGACACACGUGGCUGACCCAGUUUACCCAGUUUCCUUCUGCAGAGCAGACAAUCUAAUAAUGUCAGCAUCACAGAUUUUGAUAACCUGUUUUCUACUGCAGAGACAAUAUUUCAUAGUAUUUACAAACCUGUAGAUAAAAUUAGAUCAGUUUGGCCACAAGGAAUUUGGGCUCCUUUCUUUCAAGCAAUAUAAACUCAAAAAUGUCACGGAAUGACUUGGAAGACUAAAAGGGAAGCCUUCUGCAUUAUGGCUUUCUGAUACACCUCCAGCCACUGAGCUUCAAAUACCACCCAGUCUUAUGCAUCUUACCAGGCACUCUAAAAUUAGUCAUGAGUUAGACUGUGAACUCGCCUCACGUGGCUAGUAAAUGCAAUGCUUUCAGCUAUUGGAGUUAAUCAUUGAGGUGAGUUAGAAGGAAAAAAAAAUAAUUUCCUGGGAUGCAGACUGAGGUGCCAGUGAAAAAGGAUCUGUUCUGCAGUAUUCUGAAUGAAGGUACAAAUGUAACAGUAAUGUCUAAGAGUGAGUUAAAAAUAGAAGAGAUUAUUAGGGACUGGUACUGACAGAGGAGUGAGUGUAGAGAGAACUCAUCCAGUGGCGCAAUGGGACAGGCUCUCCAAAGGAAGGCAGCUCCAGAUAUUAAAUGAUCAGAAGUAACACGUUCUGUGAACAGCCAAGACCUUCAGCAGCCCCACAGCAUUUAUUAAUCACUCUUACAAAUGCUGGCAGGUAAUCCCAGUGCCUGAACACUGACCACACGUGCUUUAGGAGCAAGAA